This is a messenger RNA of Ixodes scapularis (black-legged tick), 3875 nucleotides long. Its product is annotated as eukaryotic translation initiation factor 4E-binding protein Mextli. The record is from RefSeq and is a predicted model, not a curated record. Lineage: Eukaryota; Metazoa; Arthropoda; Arachnida; Ixodida; Ixodidae. Gene Ontology annotation, molecular function: eukaryotic initiation factor 4E binding; translation initiation factor activity; RNA binding. Gene Ontology annotation, biological process: regulation of formation of translation initiation ternary complex; positive regulation of translation. The coding region runs from base 89 to 1900 and encodes 603 amino acids. The transcript is spliced from 17 exons. Gene Ontology annotation, cellular component: cytoplasm; RNA cap binding complex.
AGCCUCCAUUACAGAUCUUCAGCCAAGAGGUGUUCGUGGUCAAGGUUUGCCUGACUUUUUCGUUGCGUUGUCGGACUAUUUCGUCACCAUGUCUGGCAAGUCGAUGAAAGGCAUUCGUAAACUGGAACGACCUCGUCCGCUUCACCUAAAUUCAGAUCAGGAGAAAGGUUCAACAGGCACACUCAGCCCUACUGACAAUGCACCACUACGGAACGAUACAACUGACGAGGAGGUACUGAACGAGCUGGAAGCACUUCACAUAUCUGUGAACAAUGGCAACCUGGACAAGACUACUUUGUCCCAGAUUGUUCAUGUCUGCAAUCUCCUCAAGUCAAGGGGAGCCCUUAUCGAAUCGUCAUUCAAAGAACAACUGGACUGUUAUUUUGUCACCCUGCGCAAUGCCUCUCGGGAUGAGAGGCUUGAUGUGAUUGAUCGUCUGAGGCUGCUGGAAGUAAUUGAGCUACGUGCAAUGGGCUGGAAGUCCAACGAGAAUCUCGAAGAAUACUACAAGCGCAAGUACAUAGAACAUGAGAUUUCCCAGAGUUACGACUUUACACCACUCGCAAACUCGUCGUCGACUCAGCUGGCCUAUGCAACUCAGCCUUCGCAGCAGGCGUCCCUUCCUGCCUCGGCAUCACCGCCGCUUUCUCUCCAGCCCACCGAAGUGCUCAAAAGUUCGGGGAAGUUUGGAAAACCCGCCAAAAUUCCCGGUCGCAACUUUCUGAAAGACGAAAUUGUCAUUAGAAACUCUGACUCUGGAAAAGUGAUGGGCAUCAAAGGGCGUCGCGUUCACAUGAUUGAGGAGCUGAGUGACACGGUGAUCUCCUUCCAGCGAGUCAAUCCUGGUGUGAGGGACAGGCUUGUGCAAAUCACUGGAGCCAACGAAGACAAUAUUUUGAGGGCCAAAGAUCUGAUUGAAGAUACCAUCCGCAGAAAUGCCUCUCCCAUCAGGGAUGUGGGUGAUGAGGGCUCUCCAAACUAUGGGAUGGUGGUCGCAAAGGAAAACCAGACCAGCUCUGGACCAAAGCCCUCCCUCGUCCAUAGCUAUAGUAUGGGCGACGCCAGCAUGGGGGAAUACACGAGGGAUGUGAGCGUCGGGAGGGACACAAUUCGAAUCAAUGGCCACAAAGAAAUCCUAGUCAAGACUGCUAAACUGGUCCUGGAAAAGUACUUUGGUGGGCAAUGUGACUAUGCAAACAAGGUCACGGUGGACAUGCUGUCGCCACCGAACCGGGGCUCUUACGUGUCUCCUGAGCCGGGGCUCCUUUCCAACAGCCGAAGUGCUUCUGACUUGGGCAGAGCUACAUCCUGGCAUGGGUUAGCUUCGAGGAGGCGCAGUGGUCCUGCCAGUAGUCAAACCAGCAGUUCCAGCGAUGAAGAAACAUUCAAGGAUGACAGUGGUGAUCUGGAUUCAUCGGACAAGGGUGUGGCACCUUCCCCGAAGCAUAUUGUGAAGUCCACCAGCAUUGCAAAAAGCCUUCCAGCACAGAUGAAAUCUGUUGCAGAGCCUCCUCCAGUAUCCAGGCAGUCUAAGGUUUCCGGAUACAUGACGGACGUGGCUCCCAAGGUUGACCGUCCGCAAGUGCCUGCCGCUGCUUCUGUGGUGACUGCUGACCCGCCACCGUCGGCUUCUGCCAAAAAGAAGAACUAUUCUCGGGAUUUCCUUCUCGGUUGUGCUCGCUCGCCAUAUGCCACUGAAAUGCCUCCUGAUUUUCCUUCUCUGGAUCCUGACGUUGCGAACCUAAUGGUCAAGCAGCACGCUACGCCGUUCGACUCCGAUGGAUUUCGGCAACGAAUGAUGCGGCAGGCUUCAGUCUCAGACUUCGUUUCAAGCUCCCCUGUUUCGUCGACACCACCUCGUUCCGAAUUAUCUGAGCUGGAUGACGGCAGCGUGGGUUGACGAAUCCGGUCACUGGAGGAAUCCACCACAAUGCAAUUUCCAUGGGAUGGCGUUGUAUGGUUGUGACUUCCGUAAUCUGGAAGUGCUUCCACCUCGUUUUAGAGUGUAUUGAAUAAUUCUCUACAACAUUCUUUUCUCGGUUCGUUUGGCAAUGGCAGUAUAUUAGAAAUGUACAGUUUAUGAAAAGUGCGCAGAAAGAAGACCAGAAAUAUUUUGUUUGUCAAUAAAAAGUUGACAUACCAAGAUGUAUAUUUUUUUUUUGUCAUGUGGCAACUUUAGUGGAAUUGCCCAUGGCAGGGUAGUCUGUUUAAUCAGGCAGUUCUGUAAACAAGGCAAAUUUCUAGAAAUUUUUUGAGUGCAUUUAAUUUUGUUUGAUAUUUGUCAUGCACUACAAAGAUUGCAUUGGUUGUGAGUGUAUGUUUGGACUGCAAAGGAAGACAUCUGGGAGGGGACAUUUAUGAGGUGUGCUUGUUGGUUUGUUUUGGGAUAGCAUGUAGUCAUUGCAGAGACCUAGUGUGAGCUACUAUAUUGAUAGCCAAGCUGCAAAUCUUUUUUAGUUGUGUGUGGCCCAUUGAAUGGACAAAAUUUUUCAUACAAUUAAUUUCUAUGGAAUUGAGAAACAAUAGCAUGAGCCAGUGUUGCAUUUGGAGUCUACACAAGAGCAAGAGCCCACAGCACUAAACACUAAUGGGCAGUGAUACUUCACAAGGUUUAGAGAAAAGUGCCCCCUUUGUAAACAUAGUCUUCCGUUAGCCUUUCACCAGGGUGACUGCAUUGUGAACUUGCUGUCAAAGCCUAGUUUGGGCUAGAGAGCUCUUCCCCCAGUUUUGCUAAUGGUUUGGGCUCUAUGGUUCUUGUGUAGUGUCCGUCUGGAUCUUUGACGUUUAGUACAGCAGACAAGGUUGCCACACCUCUUAACUUACUUUUUAUUUGUUUCAGAAAGUAACAAAUGCCCAUCGUUGAGACUUUUCAUGUGUGAGGUCACCAUGUUCUGCCGUUGAUUGAAGCAAGCAAUCGCUCAACUAAUGCCAAGGAGGCCGAAUGUGAACAAACUUACUUAUGUUAGCUAAUCACCAAAGGAAUGUUGUCUGACGUUUUUGUUGUUUUUAUCUAUGUCACAAACAGAUCAUUAGUGCUUACAUCCUGUGUGUGUGGUGUGGUUAGAAAGGGAAACGGCAUUGGAUUCCUUGUCACUCUGAUCACAUGCAUAUACACAAUUACUCAAGGCACUUUUCAAGAAAAACUAUCAAUGCAUAGUCUUUAUUCCUAUUUUUACUCCUUUAGAAGAACUAAUAAAAGAACUGCGCUGUUUGCAUUUAUGUCAUCAUUAUAGCUUGUUUGUCCAACUUGCUCUGAGUAUCAUUUUAUAAUAGGAGACAAGCCUAUCGUUUGAGGCUGAAAUGACUUGGGAGGGAUAUGGCAUUGGAUUCCUUGUCACUCUGAUCACAUGCAUAUACACAAUUACUCAAGGCAAUUCUCAAGAAAAACAAUAUCAAUACAUAGCCUUUAUUCCUAUUUCUACUCCUUUAGAGGAACUAACGAAAGAAGAAAACAAAACUCAUUAUCUGUGCUGUUUGCAUUUAUGUCAAUAUUAUAGCUUGUUCGUCCAACUUGCUAUGAAUAUCAUUUUAUAAAAGGAGACAAGCCUAUCGUUUGAGGCUGAAAUGAUUUGUCGGUUGGUGCUUCCAAGUUGUUUCAUGAAAUUGAAAAAUUAUGUAUACGGCUGCAUUGAAAAAAAAAAUAUAUUUAGGCUAUCUUUCAGUUGAUCUGUAUUUUCUUUGUGUGUGUGCUAGUUUCUUGUGUAUGUGGUGCAUGCCUCCUUUGAGACUGAACCCUUGGCACAGUGCUUCGUCUCCUGUUUUUAACUUUCCUAGUCGAAGAGUGCGAACAUUGCUAAACAGGUGUCUUCCAUUGGAUGUGGUCUAAAUAAAAUGUCCACUGGAUGUGGUUUAAAUAAAAUGUGCAAUUGAUUUCA